CAAUGGGACUCAGAUCUGGUGGAAGCAAGAUACAUAAAAGACUUGGAAGACAAUCUAAGCAUAAUUCGUUUGAGAUUUGGAGAUAACUCAAAGCCUCUCUUUCGCAAUAGAGAAUUCAUUGUUUAUGAGCGUCGUGAAACCAUGGAAGAUGGCACCUUGGUAGUGGCAGUAGCAUCACUACCAAAGGAGAUAGCAGCAGGGUUGCAUCCAAAGCAAAGCAAUGCAAUUAGAGGAUUACUGUUGCAGUCAGGAUGGGUUGUGGAGAAGCUUGAAGAUGAUUCUUGUGUUGUCACUUAUGUUGUUCAGUUGGAUCCAGCAGGAUGGCUGCCCAAGUGCUUUGUGAAUCGACACACAAAACUGGUUAUGAUCAUUGAAAACCUUAGGAAAUUAGCCCAAGCUUCUCCAACUCAUCAUGCCCAAAUAUGAUAAAUAUUUCUUUGUAUAAAGUUAAAUCAAUAUCAAUAUUAAUAUAAAAUAUAAAA
Neltuma alba is the source of this 482-nucleotide messenger RNA. Its product is annotated as START domain-containing protein 10-like. Gene Ontology annotation, molecular function: lipid binding. The record is from RefSeq and is a predicted model, not a curated record. Lineage: Eukaryota; Viridiplantae; Streptophyta; Magnoliopsida; Fabales; Fabaceae.